Molecule: messenger RNA, 1932 nt
Organism: Cherax quadricarinatus
Lineage: Eukaryota; Metazoa; Arthropoda; Malacostraca; Decapoda; Parastacidae
Source: RefSeq, a predicted model, not a curated record
AUGGAAUCAUCUGUUGAAUCCAAGGAAGAGGAGGACGCUCCCUAUUCCUCGGAUCAAGAGCUCACAGCCUCAAGGCGUGAUAAUAAGGCAGACUUCGUAUGGAUUAUCCGAGCUAGGAAACAGUGUGGUUCCGGUAUUGCCGACUUCUACACAGACGCUUCACACAUGAUAAGAAAUCGAAAUAUCCUUGAAGAUUUGGUUUUACUAUUAAUCCGCAAGAUUCGAGCUUCAGCGCUGCUGGCGUACGUUGCCCAUCAUUUUAAUGUAUUGAAAUUUUAUUACGUUUCAAAUUUUGCAGACCAAGAGUUGAAGAACAUUAUUGACAAGCUGGCACAGUUUGUAGCACGCAAUGGCCCUGAAUUUGAACAGAUGACAAAGACCAAACAGAAGGAGAACCCGAAGUUCAGCUUCUUGUUUGGUGGAGAAUUCUUCAAUUACUACCAGUACAAAGUUACAACAGAACAAGCAAUAUUAAAGCAUCGGCAAGCUCGUGAGCAUCAACAGCAGCAACAAUCUCAGCCAUCACAGCAGCCUUCGUUACAUCAGCCUCCACCCCCUCCACAAGGUGCAUUUCCAGGUGGAGGAGGUGCCUUUCCUGGUCAAAACUACCCAUCUGCAUAUGGCUAUCCACCUACUUCUGCAUACCCAGAGCCUGAGUUGCCCCAGUUCCCACAAGCACCUGUCACUUCUGGAGGUUUCUCCCAAGGGCAGUAUGCACCUCCGCCCCCUUCAAGUGAGCCACCUUCAACAUUUCCACCAGGUGAUUCAAGCUAUGUCACUUCUACUUCUUUUGUACCAACAAGCACGGCUGAGCCUCCAUUUGUUCAUACAUCUCAGUCUUUCCCACCGCCACCACCUGGAGAUGCUACAUACACAGCUCCUCAGGCUGGAGAACCUGGUGCUUUUACUAGCAGUGGUCCAGGGUAUGCACAGCCCCCACCACCACCGCCUCCACCACCUCCGCCACCAAAUGUAACUAUAGAGUCCAUUGCUACCCAGCAACAGCAACUGCAAGAGCAAAUUCAUCAAAGUGAGCAGAAUUUAGCAGCACAACAGUUGGUUCUGGAACAGCAAAAGGAUGGUCAAGUGAGAGAGGGUAUAUAUGUAGCCAGAGGUGAAGUUUUGCGUAAUGAGGCCUCAGACCUAGGUUUCUCCACUCAUGAGUUGGAGGACCUCUUAGGUCCCAUUACAGAGUCAUGUACUAAGGAUUCCAUAUCUAAUGGCAAGCAUUGGAUCUUCACUAAUGCACAGUCUCCAGCAAAGAAUAAAUGGCUUGCACGAUACCUUCUGUGGAAAGCUACAGCUAACAGUGGUCCAUUUAAUCACAAAUUACACAUCAUAUACCUCAUGAAUGAUGUCCUACAUCACUGUGUGAGGAAAAAUGCUGAUGACCUGAAGGAGGCACUACAGAAGGUUCUGGCACCAAUGUUCUGCAAUGCCAUGACAGUUGCCACCGAGGAUCAGAAGUCUAAGUUGGAUAAGUUGCUGUCAUUAUGGGAGUCAAAAAUCCACCUGGAAGAUGUGGUUUUGUUGCAACUGAAGAGCCCUGUUGAAUCAUGGGCAGUCUUUGAGAAGGGUCUGAUUGAUGAGUUUCCUCAGGUUGUGGCAACCAUCAAUCAGCACAUUGAUGCAACUUUUGAGGGUUAUAAGCAACAGCAUAAUGCCUUCGUGCAGCAUGCAACAGGCCAGAUUCAGGCAUUGGAGCAACAGAAACAACAACUAGAGCAGCAAGCAGCAGCUGCAGCAGCAGCAGCAGCAGCGGCAGCAGCAGCGGCAGCAGCUGCUGCUGCUGCAGCGGCAGGUAAGUUGAGAAGUUUAGGUGUUAGAUGCUGGAUUAAAUGUUUUAGAUGUGAUACAAAGUGGUCUUGUAGACACCACUUUUUCAUAUUGUUUUGUGCACAUUUUAAUACAAUUUAAGAGGACCAACUGGGC